CAGUAUCUUUCACAAGCUGCAACCGUGAAUGUUUUUCCCGCAGCUACUCUUGCUUCUUCGGGAAGGUCUAAUGAUACUGGAUCAUCGCAUUUGGGGUAUAUAUAACCCUUGAGCGUUGUAGCAUCUUGGUAUCACCCUCUGACACCCAAGCCUCCGGUCAUAGGGAGGAUGAAAUCUGUGAACAUUCUGAUCAUUGUCGCCUUUCUCAUCGGUGCGGUAAAGGCAGCUAGCGGCAACAGCACAGUCAGUGUCGAAGCGCCGACAAUAGUCUCCACAGUAUUUAAAUAUGACCCAAGCAAAACCGCUGCAGCUGUGGCAGGCGCGUUGUACUCUGUCGCCAGCCUUUGCCUCUUCACGCGCUUAUUUAUGAACAAGGCAUGGUGGGGACUUUGUCUCCCUAUAGCCUCAACCUUGAUGUCCGUUGGUUUUUUUAUGCGCAUACCCAUGGCGACGAACCCGAAUUCUCUCCCGAUUUUCAUGGUUCAACAGCUCCUCACCUUGUUACCGCCUGCCGCAUACCUCGCCUUCAAUUACAUCCUUUACGGGCGUUUCAUCGUGAACUGCGUGGAUAGACGCUACUCUUGGAUUAAGCCAGAGAGAGUUGCCCGGUACUUCGUUAUCAGCGAUAUCACGACAUUCCUCAUACAGGGCGGAGGUGGCGGUAUGGAAGCGUCGAAAACAGCGACAAGUCAAAAGCUGGGCGCGAAUAUACUGCUCGCUGGUCUAGUCCUUCAGACAAUCUCGUUUGCGUUCUUUAUGAUCCUGGUUUUAUAUGCGUGGCAUGGUAUCGUUCGAGACGGACUUUUGUUCCGUGAGGAGCCAUGGGGGGCAAUUCUUUGGAUACUGAUGUUCUCUUCAACAGCCUAUAUGAUUCGCUGUAUCUAUCGUGUCGCCGAGCUUGGUCAAGGCAACGGCGGCUAUCUCGUCACACAUGAAAUCUAUUUCUACCUCCUCGACUCAUUGCCACUGUUGAUUGGCAUUUGCACAUAUAUUAUUUACUGGCCAACGAAAUAUCUCGAAGCGUCGGCCAAGUCCGUCUAUAACAUGACGGGAAGAGUUUAAAGUUCUCUCUUCCUCAUUCACUUGGGUGCGUGAUCCGUCUUACCCGCAUAAGGACAACUGGACUGCAUAUGUUACAAUAAUCCACUGCGAUGACAUAAUGUUCCGUAUCCUACAUACUUAUAUAUUCAUGUUCGGAGCGAAUAGGAAAGCGAUUGCACCACAUCAUUGCGCUAUACCCUUAAUGUACUUCAUGCCGACAAUGCCCGUAACCGAUGCAGGCGCAC
Messenger RNA from Suillus bovinus, 1286 nucleotides. RefSeq names its product RTA1 like protein-domain-containing protein. Gene Ontology annotation, cellular component: fungal-type vacuole; plasma membrane. Bases 169 to 1062 code for a protein of 297 amino acids. The transcript has 7 exons. The record is from RefSeq and is a predicted model, not a curated record. NCBI's taxonomy places the organism in Eukaryota, Fungi, Basidiomycota, Agaricomycetes, Boletales, Suillaceae.